GGUCCAUGUGGUGAGCAGGUUGAGCUGUGCUAGGCACUACAAAAGGGAGCCUGUGUCGGGACCUCUGGUGGGUGGGCAGCAUGGGCUUUGAGGAACUGCUGGAUGAGGUGGGUGGCUUUGGAUCCUUCCAACUGCGGAAUGUGGCACUAAUGGCCCUGCCCCGAGUGAUACUACCCCUGAAUUUUCUCCUGCCUAUCUUCCUGGCUGCUGUGCCUGCCCACCACUGUGCCCUGCCUGGCACCCCUGACAACUUCAGUCACCAAGAGGCAUGGCUGGAGACCCACCUGCCCCGGGAGCCCGAUGGCAGGUUUAGCUCCUGCCUCCGCUUUGCUCACCCCCAGACUCUCCCCAACACCACACUGGGGAGAGAGGCACCGAGUCCUGGGGAGCUGGAAGGAGAACCCUCAACUGUGCCCUGCUCUCAGGGCUGGGAAUACGACCACUCAGAAUUCUCCUCCACCAUUGCAACUGAGUGGGAUCUGGUAUGUGAACGGAAAGGCCUCAACAGAGUUGCAUCCACCUUGUUCUUCAUUGGUGUGCUGAUGGGGGCUGUGGUCUUUGGAUACCUGUCUGACAGGUUUGGACGGCGCCRUCUACUGCUGGUGGCCUAUGUGAGUACCCUAGUGCUGGGCCUGACAUCUGCAGCCUCAGUCAACUAUGUCAUGUUUGCCAUCACCCGCACCCUCACUGGCUCAACCCUGGCUGGUUUCACCAUUAUUGUGUUGCCACUUGAGCUGGAGUGGCUGGAUGUGGAACACCGUGAAGUGGCCGGCAUCCUGAGCUCCACCUUCUGGACAGGAGGCGUGCUGCUGCUGGCUUUGGCUGGGUACCUGAUAAGGGACUGGCGAUGGCUCCUGAUGACUGUUACUUUGCCUUGUGUCAUAGGCAUCCUCAGCAUCCGGUGGGUGCCUGAAUCUGCACGCUGGCUUCUGACUCAGGGCCGAGUGGAGGAGGCCCAAAGGUAUUUGCUCCACUGUGCCAGGCUCAAUGGGCGGCCUGUGGGUGAGGACAGCCUGAGCCAGGAGGCCCUGAACAAAGUGUCCACGGGGGAACAGGUGUUCCCAAGACCCUCCUACCUAGACCUAUUCCGAACACCACAGAUCCGGCACAUCUCAUUGUGCUGCAUGGUGAUGUGGUUUUCAGUAAACUUCUCCUAUUACGGCUUGAGCCUGGACUUGUCGGGGCUGAGGCUGAACGUGUACCAGACGCAGCUGCUGUUCGGGGCAGUGGAGCUGCCCUCCAAGCUGGUGGUCUAUCUGCUGGUGCGCCGUGCGGGGCGCCGGCUCACGCAGGCCGGAGCACUGCUGGGCACCGCCUUGACCUUCGGCAUCAGAUUGCUGGUGUCCUCGGAGACGAGUUCCUGGAGCACGGCCCUGGCAGUGAUAGGGAAAGGUUUCAGUGAAGCCGCCUUCACAACUGCCUACCUGUUCACUUCAGAAUUGUACCCUACAGUGCUCAGACCAACAGGUAUAGGGCUGACUUCACUGGUGGGCCGACUGGGGGGCUCUUUGGCCCCACUGGCAGCCUUGCUGGAUGGAGUAUGGCUGUCAUUGCCCAAGCUUGCUUAUGGGGGCAUUGCCCUGCUGGCUACCUGCACUACCUUCCUGCUGCCAGAGACGAGGCAAGCACAGCUGCCAGAGACCAUCCAGGAUGUGGAGAGAAAGAGUGCCCAACCCGGUCUUCAGGAGGAAGAGAUGCAGGUCCAGAACUGAGUGGAAUUGGGGCAAGCCCUCCAGAGAAGGUCUACAGUCAGGGGCUGAGAAAACAGAAGGGCAGGCUCUUGUGACCAGAGC
Messenger RNA from Urocitellus parryii (Arctic ground squirrel), 1793 nucleotides. It is a transcript of the gene Slc22a7, whose product is annotated as solute carrier family 22 member 7. Gene Ontology annotation, cellular component: membrane. The record is from RefSeq and is a predicted model, not a curated record. Lineage: Eukaryota; Metazoa; Chordata; Mammalia; Rodentia; Sciuridae. Gene Ontology annotation, biological process: transmembrane transport. Gene Ontology annotation, molecular function: transmembrane transporter activity.